Molecule: messenger RNA, 2443 nt
Organism: Castor canadensis (American beaver)
Lineage: Eukaryota; Metazoa; Chordata; Mammalia; Rodentia; Castoridae
Source: RefSeq, a predicted model, not a curated record
AUGGAGAAGGCUGCUGAGCUUGGACACCUGGAAAUCUGCCCCCCAACCUUUGCUUCAGUGGUUGUUAACCUGCUCAACCUUGAAGCUGAACUCAGGGACAGACUUGGGGACUCCAAUGCGCCCUGCCCCACGUCGCCGUCACCGUCCCGGCUGGGGACAGACCUGGGGACCCCGGUGCCCCCGCGAGGCGCCUGGCUUCGGCAGGUGCACGGCCGCGCUGACAGCCGGUCGGCAGAGGAGGCGGGCGCCAUGCAGGACCUGCGCGCCGGGUCCCCGGUAAGCGCGGCUCAGCCCGGGUCCCCGGGCCGCGAGGGACGGGGGCCACCUCGACCUCCAGGUGGGGACCUAACGUCCCCAGGUGUGCCCAAGGCUGCAGGAAACGCCUCGGGUGACAACUUGGGUGCUGGCCGCAGCCUUCCGGGGCCGGGCUGGGCUGAGCCCACCUGCUGCUCUUUUGCUCAACGCGGGCUUUUCUGGAAGGUUUCUGCGGAGAGAAGUCCCAGGCAAAGACAAUGGCGACCCCAAAUCCACAGGAAAUGCACCGACCCCGCCUGGCUGCUCCUGUUCUUUCUGUUCUGGACGGGUCUGGUGUUCAUCACGGGCUAUUCCGUGGUGGCUGGAGCCACGGGCAGGCUGCUCUUUGGCUACGACAGCUUCGGUAACGUGUGUGGCAAGAGGAACUCCCCAGUGGACGGGGCCCCAUUUUCUGGGCAGGACAUGACCCUAAAAAGUAAACAUGUGUUCUUCAUGAACUCCUGUGACCUGGAUGUCAGGAAGAAGAGGCCGGGUCCUACCGCCCUCUGCGUGUCCAGCUGUCCUGAGGAGCAGCUCAACACCCUGGAGGAGGUCCAGCUCUUCGCCAACACCAAUGGGUCUUUCCUGUGUGUCUACAGCUUGAAUUCCCUCAACUACACCCAGAGUCCAGACGCAGACAGGCUGUGCCCCCGGUUGCCAGUUCCUCCCAGCAAGUCUUUCCCCUUGUUUAACCGGUGCAUUCCUCAGACGUCCCAGUGUUACUCCGCCUUUGCCUCCACGAUGAUCAAUGACCUUGACACCCUCCAUCGAAUUCUCAGUGGAAUCAUGGCAGGAAGAGACACCGUCCUCGGCCUGUGUUUCCUCGCACUAGCUUUGUCUGUGGCAAUGCUGUUCACCUUCUGGUUGCUCACCACGCUCCUGGUUCACAUUUUCAUUUCAUUGGUUGUUUUGGGAUUGCUGUUUGUCUGCGGCGUCUUGUGGUGGCUGUAUUAUGACUACACCAAUGACCUCAGCACAGAGUUGGACACAGAAAGGGAAAACAUGAAGUGCGUGCUGGGUUUUGCUAUUGUAUCUUCGGUCAUCACGGUAAUUCUGCUCAUCUUGAUUUUUGUCCUCAGAAAGAGAAUAAAACUGACAGUUGAGCUUUUCCAAGUCACCCACAAAGCCAUCCGCACCACUCCUUUCCUGCUGCUCCAGCCAGUGUGGACAUUUGCCAUCCUCAUGUUUUUCUGGGUCCUCUGGGUUGCUGUGCUGCUGAGCCUGGGAACUGCAGGUGCUGCCCGGGUUAUGGAAAAUGGCCAAGUGGAAUACGAGCCUAUCUCCGGCAUUCGGUACCUGUGGUGGUACCAUUUAAUCGGCCUCCUCUGGACGAGUGAAUUCAUCCUUGCGUGCCAGCAAAUGACUGUUGCUGGAGCUGUGGUGUCUUGUUAUUUCAACAGAAAUAAGAAUGACCCUCCCGACCGUCCAAUCCUGUCGUCCCUCUCCGUUCUUUUCUGCUACCACCAAGGGACAGUAGUGAAAGGGUCAUUUUUCAUCACUGUGACGAGGAUUCCAAGGGUUGUUCUCAUGUGCAUCCACAACACUGUGAAAGGGAAGCAGCACAGUGCAUGGUCGAGGGAUGCAUCCAAAUGCUGCUAUUGCGGCUUUUGGUGCCUUGGGAAAUGCCUGCUCCAUCUCAACCAGAGUGCAUACACUGCAGCUGCCAUUAACGGGACAGAUUUUUGUACAUCAGCAAAAGAUGCACUGAAAAUCUUAUCUAAGAAUUCGAGUCACUUCCUGUCUGUUUGCUGCUUUGGAAGCUCCAUCAUUUUUCUAGGAAAGGUGCUGGCAGUGUGCCUCACGGUCUUCGCAGGACUGCUGGCGUUUAACUACAGCCGAGCGCUGCAGGUGUGGGGCAUCCCGCUGCUCCUGGUGGCCUUUUUCGCCUUCUUUGUGGCUCACAGCUUCUUAUCUGUCUUUGAAACUGUUCUGGACACGCUGCUCCUGUGCUUCGCUGUGGAUCUGGAUACAAAUGAUGGAUCAUCAGAAAGGCCCUACUUCAUGGACCAAGAGUUUUUGAGUUUUGUGAAAAGGAUUCACAGAUUUCACAAUGCAGGCUCAGAGCAAGAUGAGAACCCGCUAAGGAAACAAGAGGGACCAGAACUCCAUCCCAUUGUGAGCUAGGUGCUCAUCAGAUGUGUACCCAGAA